Molecule: messenger RNA, 2683 nt
Organism: Melanotaenia boesemani (Boeseman's rainbowfish)
Lineage: Eukaryota; Metazoa; Chordata; Actinopteri; Atheriniformes; Melanotaeniidae
Gene: bcl2l1
Product: BCL2 like 1
Exons: 3
Coding region: 353-1048 (231 amino acids)
Biological process (GO): extrinsic apoptotic signaling pathway in absence of ligand; negative regulation of intrinsic apoptotic signaling pathway; intrinsic apoptotic signaling pathway in response to DNA damage
Cellular component (GO): mitochondrial outer membrane
Molecular function (GO): protein homodimerization activity; protein heterodimerization activity
Source: RefSeq, a predicted model, not a curated record
AGAGAACGUAGUUGUGGGCGGAUCUGCCAGUAGUUGGGCUAAGCGAUCUCCGUCGGCGUUAGCCAGGCAGGCUAGCAAUGACGGAUUGGAUCGUAUCUACCGGGAUUCGGAUUGUAGGCCACCAGAUAUGAUUUUGUGGAGACCACCCUACAAGACCUGAGCUGAUUUGUCAGCCCUGUGUAGGUUUGGUUUUCACCCUUUACACGUCUUGUGGAUAUCAGCUGACCAUGGUGGUCUGAACGGAGGAAACUCAGGGAGACAGUGUGUAUUCGCUCUUAACACAACAAGGCUUGACCAAGAGAGGUGCAUAUAGACGGGCCACAAGGAGAGAAAAAGGAUAUUUAAACACAACAUGUCUCAAAAUAGAGAACUGGUGGUUUUCUACGUAACGUAUAAACUUUCCCAGAGAAACUAUCCUCUCAACCACAUUGUGCUCAAUGAGCCUCCCAACAGGACUGGUGCAGGGGAUGAUGGGUUAACUGAGGACCAGAGGACAGAGACACAUGCCAAUGGGACUUAUAAUGGGACAAGUCCUGGGACCCCACCGGUGUCACCGCUGCGGCCGCAACCGUCGACGACGGCAAGCCUGGAUGCGGUGAAAGAGGCUCUCCGAGAUACAGCUAAUGAGUUUGAGCUGCGAUACGCCCGUGCUUUCAGUGACCUGCACAGCCAGCUGCACAUCACGCCAGCCACUGCCUACCAAAGCUUCGAGAACGUGAUGGACGAGGUGUUCCGGGACGGCGUCAACUGGGGCCGCAUUGUGGGGCUUUUUGCGUUCGGUGGGGCGCUAUGUGUUGAGUGCGUGGAGAAGGAGAUGAGUCCCCUGGUGGGCAGGAUUGUGGAGUGGAUGACAGUCUACCUGGACAACCACAUUCAGCCCUGGAUCCAGAGCCAAGGAGGAUGGGAACGCUUCGCUGAAAUCUUCGGACAGGAUGCGGCAGCUGAAAUCAGGAGAUCUCAGGAGAGUUUCAAGAAGUGGCUGCUGGUGGGAAUGACCGUGGUGACCGGGGUCGUGGUGGGUUCGCUUUUUGCCCAGAAGCGCCUGUGAGAGAGCAGCCCUCCUUUUUUUUUUUUUUUUUUCUUUCUCAUCACUGUUUCCACAUGCCUCCUUCACUACUGUCGACAGUGAAAUAAAGGUCCUGUUCGUCUCCACCACGCUGCUGACAAUGUUUACUGUCCCCUCGUCACGCUUCCUGCAGCAGGCUGAGAAUCAUCACAUCUUGUUGGAACUUUUGAGAAAAGAGACUAUUAUUCUGUUAAUCUUAUUCCUUAUCCCAUCUUAUUGUUUUGUGUGGUUCUACACAAAAAAAAAAAAACACAAAUAUUAUUUUUAAGUCAUUGCUCCUCAUUUCUAUUUGUUUCUUCAUAAUUGCCCCAUGCAAUUAUUAAAGAACUUUUUUUUCUCAUUCCUGAAUGUUUGUAUGUUUUAGUUUUAACAAAUUUUUUCUUUUCUCUUUUUUGUUUCCUAAUCUCAAAACAGGUUCAAACUGAUUCUAGUCUUUAAAAUAAUCCCAUUCUGUCAGAUAAAGAAGUGUUGAAGCUUGUGUCGUUGCCCGUCUCCACGUACAGCUCUACAUCAAAUUUAGGUUUCAUACGGAAGCUGAAAGUAGGGGAAGAUGUAGCACCUGCCCCGAUCACCUUCUGAAGUUUCUAUACUCUGCCAGAUAUCCCGAUAAACACCAGAUCAUCAUCUAUCCCUCUACACACUGCUCUGUCCUUCAUACUCGCUGGUUUUGUAUGAAUGAGAUUUUAGUUAGUGAAAAAUUAAAAAUCAAUGAAGAAGCCUGCUUGGUUGUGUUUGUUGGUGUGUUUGAUUUUCGCAUCCUCAUUAAAAUCUAACUGCUCCCAUUCCUCCGUGCUCUGUGGCCAUCAAAUUGUUCUCGUAGAAUUUAGGUCUGCCCACCUAAAUUUCCACCUAACUUGCCACCCACUUGGCAGUUAGGGGCAGUUAGCCCAACUGCCAGGUGGGUGGCAACUUCUCAGAACCAGUAAAACCACGACUUGUGUAAGCAGUAGGACGCACCCUCCAUAUUCACCACACGAUAGCUGAAUAAAUGCAGCAUCUAUUGUAGCAACACAUCCAGGAGAGCCGCACUGUUCUCUCACACAGUAAUGUUGGUUUGAAUACGUGGAUGUGAAUCUGUCCUUUGGUAACACCUUUUUUGUAACACCUCUUCCCAUGUGUUAGGCUUAUUUGGAUUUUACUGGCUUUAACAAGAAAGGAACAUCACAUUGUAGUGUUUGUAAGCAGAUAUAGGGAUAUUUUUAAGUAUCAGAUGAUAAGUUUAGAAUUACACAUUGAACUGUGAAACAAGCUGGUUUACUAGAACUUUAAUACUUUUACUUUAAAUAGUGUGUUUACUUUUGCCCUCAGAAAUGGUCAUUCUUACCUAAAUAUCAACAUACUAGCUUAGUCCAAGGUUUGCGCAACAUCUCAUUGUCUGUCUGUAGACAGUUUGCUCAUUUGCAGUUAUGUACAGCAGCCAAAAAUUAUACUCAAGUAAAAGUACUGUUACUUUAGGAAAAUAUGACUGAAGUACAAGUAAGAAAUAGUCAUCCAAGUAAUUACUCAACUAAAAGUAAAAAAGUUCUUAUUGAAAAAACUAUUCAAGUACUGAGUACUUCCUGAAUAACGUCAAGAUGUCUUUUAAAUUAAAUAUUAAUAAAUUAAAUAUUAAAAAAA